AUGUGGCGGGUGAGGAGCCUCGGCUCUCCGGCUACGCCACAGCGGGGAAAGUCCGAUAAUCGCCUUCCUCUCCAGGAAAUCUUCUUGCAACCAAAUGCUGUUCCCAACCCUGGGAAAGUCACCUUGGCAAGUUCCAAGAAGAGUCCCAUGUUAUAUCGGUCAUGGUCACAGCCUGAGGACAGCAGCUUCCCACCUGCACUGGAAUUUUCUAAAACCAUCUGGACAGAUUUUCCUUCAGAACUGCCAUAUGUGCCUUUGAAGGAGCUUAAGGCUUCCCUGGGUGACACAGAAGAACACUGUUUGGAUCUGGUUUCCCAAACCAGUUCUACUUCCAGAACCUCUGAAGGAGUAGAGGCCCCAUUGAAUAAUGAUGUGGUAAAAACCUUGGUCCCCUCUCCUUCCCAAGAAAGAUCUGGCCAAGGACUGCAGUCAGAUAUUCCACUUGAGAUGGUCUUGGGUGCUAAGGCAGAGGCAAACAUCUUUCUCACCCUUUCUCCAAGUCUGACAGAUACAGUGACCACAGGGAUAACACCUUGUCUGAAAGGCAUCGCUGUAGACGGUAUCAUUGCCAAGCCAGUGAGAGCCAUCUCACAGAAUGCCCUGUCACAUCUUUUCACAGAGGGCUCCCCCAGUCACUGUUCUGAGCAGCAUCACCCAGAUGAAAGCUCUAUAGGCAAUGGGACAAAAGCUGUCCCUAAGGUCUCUGCGCCUCUGACAAGCAACUCUCUGCUGCCUUCUUGUAUGCAACAAUUUCCCACUUCAUCUGUCUCAGGGGUCAGUCACCCUACCAGCCUUACAGACCUUGGAUUAGGAAGUACAACACUCACUGUAGAAGGAGGGGAACUGAAACCUUCCCACCCAUCAGAGGAAAUCCAGCUGGCAGAAGGCUCAUCACUCCCUACUCAGAAUCCAGCAAAAACUGUACCUCAGGUGGCUCCAGUUGCUACAGUGGAAGACUUUAGUCAAAAUCAUAGCCCCAGUACUGGAUCAUGGAAGUCCCCACUAGCAUGGUUAGAUAAAGGUGUGAAUACUUCAGCUAUGCUGGAAAGUCUACGCCAGAGCUUCUCCCUUCCUACUUUAAUGUUAGAUAUAGGGACCAGCAUUACCCCUGUCUCUUCGAGCCCUGUCACCCCAACCUUGCUGGAAAAGAGUACCAACACAUCUCAGGAAGGGAAGGCCAAUACAAAAGACAUUGCCUCUGAGACAGAUUCCUUACUUUGGUGCCAACCUCCAGAUAUGAGUGCCUUGUCUAGACGUGACCUGGAAGAUCAUCUGCUUAACUCCCUCAUUGUUCUGGAGGCCCUCUCACGGCAGCUUCGGGAUCGGCAGAAUACUGGGGCUACCUCUUACCCCAAAGUCCAGGAUAGUUGCACUCAGACCGAUAUCUUUCUCAAUGGGGUGGCAGAUGAACUACAGCACCCACAGAAGAGUCAGGAUGCCCAUCAGGAACUAGUACAGGCCAAGAAUAUCAUGCAAUCAUGGACUCUGGAGUCCCAGGAGCUCUUACACUUGCUAAACCAAAGCCUCCUAAACCUAAAGGAGGACUGGUUGGCAGCAGAUCAGGAGCACCAACAAACAGAAGCCUUAGUCUCUCAUUGCUGGGAGGUGCUGAAGACAGCUAGGACAAAGCUCCAGAACCUCUUGGAAGAAAAGGAUGAAGCAAGGAGCCGGGAAGAAACAGCCCUUAGAGGAAGAAAUGCAGCAGAGACAAUAUUGGAAGCCUUCUGUGCACAUUUCAGUCAGCGUAUCAGCCAGCUCCAGCAGGAUUUGGAGUCACAGCUGGAGCUCUGUGAUCUCCUGAGGAAGACCCAAACCCAGCAGAUGUCUCUACACUUGGAAGAGAAGGAAGUGACUCAGCAAGCAACACAGCUUGCUUCCACCUUACAGGAGGACUGGAGUACAAUGCAGCUAGAUUAUACAACGUGGACAGCCAUGCUCAGUCAGGCCCAGCAGUUAAUAGAGGCUUUGAUAAUCAAGAGUCAGAAGGCUUUGCAGGAGCGAGACGUAGCCAGUGAAAAGGAGGAACAGGUUUCCUGGCAGCUGGAUCAGGUCUCUGCUCAGUUAAAGGAUUCAAAGGCCCGAAUUGAACAGCUGGAACUGGAAAACAGACGACUGGCAACAGAUUUGCAGUUGCAGCUACAGAGCCUGGCUAACACUGAGGGUCAUCUGGAGAAGCUCCAGGACCAAUAUGACCAUUGUGUCCGAGAUCUGGCCUCACGAGAUGAAGCCCUUGCUGAGCUCACCUUGAGUAGGGAUGAACAAGUUGCCUGGUGGCAGGAGGCAGAAUCCACCCUGAAGUCAGCUCAGCUGGAGCUACAAGAACAACGGGCAGCCCUUCUGGAGGAGGUUCGAGAACUGAGGGAGACUUUAGAGUUUCUAGACCAAGAGAAUCAGGUGGCCCACACAGAGUUGACUAGGUUGGAGUCUCAGCUAAAGACCACUCUGUCAGCACUCCAGGAGCGCAAUUUGCAGUGCGAGGAUCUCAAGGACUCCGUGGAUGGUCUUGAGGCCAGGCUGACUGACACAAUAGCAGAAGCCCAGGAGCUGAAGAAGAUGCACCAAAAUUCCCCAGAGAUGUCCAUGCUUACUCAGAGCUUGCAUAACCUGGUACUCUCACUCCGAACAACAUUAAAGAAGGAGCCUGAGCUAGGGAGCCAUCCUCUGAGCUCGGCACCGACCACUGCCCAGCACCUCCAGCCCAGUGAUAACAGCUUCCUGGGCAGUGUCUUGAGAGCUAUGGAAGGAGAGUUAGAUCCUGACCUCAACUCUUUGCUCAGAAGUGACAGAAGUGCCUUUACCCAAGUGGAAUCUAAAGCAUUCCUUUGGCCUGCAGGUCAGGGGGUCCCCCACACUGAGAAGAGUUUGGAAGAGAUGACUUGCCUGUUGAAGGAGGCUCAGAGCCUGUGCUCUCAGCUUCAGGACUCUAAAGAAAAAGCUGUUGGGGCUUUGCAGCAAGAAAUAUGCAGUUUACAGGUCAAAUUGCAGGCCCAGGAGGAACAGCAUCAGGAGGCCCUGAAGAUUCAAGAGGCAGAGGUGAAGAAGCUCAGCCAAGCCCUAUGUGUGCGCAAUAAGAGUGAGAAGGAACUCCAGGAGGUGAUAGAGAAGCAGGACAAGAAGAUCCUAGAACAAAUAGAUAAGAUUGGAGAAUUCACAAGCCUUCGAGAAGAGGUAACGCAGCUCACCCGAUUGUUACAGCGAUCAGAGACUGAAGCCAAGGUGCUCCAUGAGGCUCUGGCAUGCCAGCAGAAUCCGAAUAGUCAGCCCAUGGACACUGCUUGGAUUCAGGAGAAAGUGUGGCUAUGCCAGGAGGUUGAUAAACUGAGGCGAUUACUUCUUGAUAUGGAAAACGAGAAAGCAGCACUCUUGGUCAAAUCACAGAGCCAUAGGAACAUUUUGGAAGAGAAUCUGAGGUGUUCAGAAAAGGAACUCGAGAAGCUAGAUGACCUCUUUGAACAGAUCCAUGAGGCUUUGUCCAACGUUCCUGAAGUUGUGAGUGGAUGCAAGGAGUUGCAAAAAGUGAUGCAGUUACUGAGAUAAUUAACAUAAAGUAAUGAGAGAUUGGACCUGUUUUUUAGGAUCUGGGGUAGAGAGGAGGAAA
This is a messenger RNA of Gracilinanus agilis (Agile Gracile Mouse Opossum), 3598 nucleotides long. RefSeq names its product sperm associated antigen 5 (gene SPAG5). The transcript has 24 exons. Gene Ontology annotation, biological process: cell division; regulation of attachment of spindle microtubules to kinetochore. Lineage: Eukaryota; Metazoa; Chordata; Mammalia; Didelphimorphia; Didelphidae. Bases 1 to 3537 code for a protein of 1178 amino acids. The record is from RefSeq and is a predicted model, not a curated record.